This is a messenger RNA of Acanthopagrus latus (yellowfin seabream), 1760 nucleotides long. It is a transcript of the gene heyl, whose product is annotated as hes related family bHLH transcription factor with YRPW motif like. Gene Ontology annotation, molecular function: DNA-binding transcription factor activity, RNA polymerase II-specific; RNA polymerase II cis-regulatory region sequence-specific DNA binding; protein dimerization activity. Bases 401 to 1396 code for a protein of 331 amino acids. The transcript has 5 exons. Lineage: Eukaryota; Metazoa; Chordata; Actinopteri; Spariformes; Sparidae. Gene Ontology annotation, cellular component: nucleus. The record is from RefSeq and is a predicted model, not a curated record. Gene Ontology annotation, biological process: circulatory system development; regulation of transcription by RNA polymerase II; anterior/posterior pattern specification.
AGAGAGCGAGACACUAUGAUUGGAUGCCAGUGAUAGAGUAAAAGACUAAAGCAGCUUGUGAAUUUUCUUAGUUGCCAUGGGCCCUUGGGGGUCGAUCAAGUGGCAGUGCUGACUCACAGAGGACAGGACAGAAGACACAUGAAGAAACAAGGCAAAAACAAACACAAGUGACAAGAAGUAACUAAGGACAACGAGGCUUUUAUAAGUAGGAGCGUGAGAGGAACAGAGUGAGGGGCACACAGGGUGAGCACUUCGUCUAGAGGGGAGACGGUCGACGGUGUGUUGCCUCCACGCAGCAGAGAGAGCGGUUGACAAGAUCGUCCAGAUCCGUCAGUCCAUCAUCCAUCCAUCCAUCCAUCCAUCCAUCCAUCAGUCCAGGAGGUGAGGAAGGGUCAAAGACAUGAAGAGACCUCACGACUACAGCUCCCCAGACUCGGACACAGACGAGUUUAUUGACGUGGGACAAGAAGACAGCUUCUGCCCAGUCACCGGGUCCAUGUCUCCUGGCAGCGCCUCGCAGAUUCUGGCCCGAAAGAAGAGAAGAGGGAUCAUAGAGAAGAGACGCAGAGACCGGAUCAACCACAGCCUGUCAGAGCUCAGGAGGCUGGUGCCCAGUGCUUUUGAGAAACAGGGUUCAUCAAAGCUGGAGAAAGCAGAGAUCCUGCAGAUGACUGUGGACCACCUCAAACUCCUGCAUGCCAUGGGCGGAAAAGGUUACUUCGACGCGAGGGCCCUGGCAGUCGACUACAGGACCUUGGGCUUCAGGGAGUGUGUUGGGGAGGUGGUGCGGUACCUCAGCUCCCUCGACGGGGAGUCCCCGGACCCCAUAGGAGCCCGCCUCGUCUCCCACCUCUCCCACUGCGCAAGUGAGCUAGACCCCCUCCUCCUCCAGUCGCCCCCGGCCUCCGCUCUGCCCUUCCCUCCUUGGCCGUGGGCGUCCUUCCCUCAGAUCUCCCCCACCUCUCAGGCCUCCUCCUCACCUCCUUUCUCCAGCGGGCGGAGAGAUCUAGCCCUGCUGGGGAGCUACGCUACGCCCGCCUCCCUCAGCCUCGCCCCCCUAGCCGGGUGCCAGCAGGGCGCACCGCAGCUCCUCGCGCCUACCGCCCUGGCCACCGUCCACAGGGUGCCGUCCCUCGCAGCAUCACCAGUCCUCGCCCCCUCCAGACCGACUCAGCCGUCCCCUCACAGCGCCACCAGGGCCUCGCCCCUCCCACUCCUCACCCCUUCCUCUUCCUCUUCUUCUACCUCCUCCUCUUCUACUUUAUCAUCUUCUGCCCCACUGCAAGUCUCUUUCAGGCCCUUCGCGCCUCUGGGGUCUCCCGCAGGCCAGCGCAGGGUCUUGAGCGGAUCGGCUAAAUCAGCCCAGGGAUGGGGGACUGAGAUCGGAGCUUUCUGAAGGUCGACUCCGGUUUUCCCAAUGAACUCUGUAAGGUGGACAUGGAGCUCCAUGUGCACCAUGUUGCAGAUAUGAAGUGCUGAAGGACUCUAAAAGCCAUAUCAGACUGAUAAUCACAAUCAUAUGUAAUGGAAUAAUGAAGGAAUGUGAGAGAACAGAAGAGCUGAAUAAAUUCAUGAUCUUGCUUGACAAACACACACAUCCACAUGUCCGGCAGAGCCAUACUGUAUAUACACCGCUCAACAGAGCGACGCUGAUUUUUACUGACUUUUAACUGUGAUAUUUGUUUUUUUUCUCCCAAAAUCUUUAUACAAUUGAUUACAUUUUCCUAUUUUGAAGAAUGUUCAACAAAAAUCUCUAUAAA